Colletotrichum truncatum is the source of this 741-nucleotide messenger RNA. RefSeq names its product short chain dehydrogenase/reductase SDR. The record is from RefSeq and is a predicted model, not a curated record. NCBI's taxonomy places the organism in Eukaryota, Fungi, Ascomycota, Sordariomycetes, Glomerellales, Glomerellaceae. Gene Ontology annotation, molecular function: oxidoreductase activity, acting on the CH-OH group of donors, NAD or NADP as acceptor.
AUGCCGACGUACGUAAUCACCGGAGCGAGAGGCGGCAUCGGCCUAGAGUACGUAAACCAGCUGAGCAAAGACCGCUCCGCCACCACCGUCGCCCUGGUCCGCGAUAUCUCCGCCGACCUCACCUCGCUGAACGCGAUCAAAGCCGCCAGCAAAGGCGCAGUGCACAUCCUAGAAUGCGACAUCUCCUCAGAAGCGUCCAUCUCAGCGCUGACCGAUCGUGUCGCCGGCGUCCUCGGCUCCGACGACGCCAAGAUCGACGUUCUCAUCAACAACGCCGCCUUGCUGCAACUCCCCCAGCAGGAUGUGCUGACGCUCGAGGAGGAGGCGCUGUCGGCCCACAUGAGGAGCAACGUCCUCGGGCCCGCGCGUACCCUCCAAGCCCUCCUGCCGUUCUUUCGCGAUACCUCCGCGACUGGUCACACCGUCGUCGUGAACAUCACGUCUGGCGCGGGCAGCCUGGGCUGGGUCACGAAUGGCGUCUGUCCGCACGCCCUUACGCCGUACGCGGUCAGCAAGGCGGGGUUGAAUAUGCUUACGGUGCACCAGGCGAAGCAGCUGAGGGAUCGCGGCGUAGUCGUCGUGGCUGUGGAUCCUGGACACGUCAAGACGGAAGCCGGCGGUCCCGGCGCGACGGUUGAGGUUGAGGAUUCCGCGGGUGGUAUUUUGAGGCUGUUGGACGGGUUGAAGGUGGAGGAUAGCGGUAGGUUUUUCUUGUACAAUGGGACUGAGGUUCCGUGGUAG